Messenger RNA from Fonsecaea erecta, 1473 nucleotides. RefSeq lists its product as hypothetical. Bases 1 to 1473 code for a protein of 490 amino acids. The transcript has 2 exons. NCBI's taxonomy places the organism in Eukaryota, Fungi, Ascomycota, Eurotiomycetes, Chaetothyriales, Herpotrichiellaceae. The record is from RefSeq and is a predicted model, not a curated record.
AUGUCCAUUGAGAGAUGUGUUCAGGGAUGCUCGUUGGACAUAUACGCCGGUAUCUAUGACACCCAAUGCUACUGCUCCUCAUACUCGUUGCCCCUGGAUACCCCGUCGUCCGAGGCCUUUGUCCAUUACCCGGAUUCCGCAUGCGACACCACAUGCCCGGGCAAUGCGGCAGAGAGAUGCGGCGGCGUGGCUCCUUUAUCCCCACCCACCCGGCUCGUGAGGAGACAACUCGCCGAUGCGAACGGCGAUGUUGUCCUGUUGACUCUGUACAACAACACGAACGCGGAUGCCGGUGCUUCCUCCUCGUCGACCACCACUGCCUCUCCGUCGACGACGACAGCGGAAUCGUCCAUGACCGCGUCAAGCUUUGGAAGCACGAGUUUGCAACCGUCCUCAGUAACAACAACAAGUUCACCCAUUCCAACCUCGGUCUCGGUCUCAGUCUCAGUCUCGGUCUCAGUCUCAGUCUCGGUCUCAGUCUCAGUCUCGGACUCAGGCAUCCUCACCUCCCCUCCCCGGCCCACAUCUUCCUUCUUCUCGUCCUCCUCUUUCUCUUCGACUCUCUCCCUAUCUCUAUCCCCCACAACCAUCUCCACGACCUACACGACCGUCUGUGCGUGGCACCCGCUCUCGUGCCCGACGCGCACGGAGACCUGGCUCGCGACCACCAUCACGGUCCUGCACUGCGGAUGCACGGACAUGCCGCCGGCGCAGGUGCCCAUGACCACCACGACGGUCGUGGCGGCGGGUGGCAAUGCGGAGGAGGAGGCAGAGGCAGAGGCGGCAAUGACGACCCUCACGGUCCCGUGCACACAGUCCAUCUCGGCCCUCGAGGGCGCCAUCUCCGCGUGGUCCAACGCACAGGCCGGCGCCCAUGCUCAAGCAGACGCAUACGCCGAAGCCACGGCGACAGCCUCCGCCUCCGCCUCCGCCUCCAACGCCCGGGGGUCGCAAAACUCCAACGCACACGACUACGUGCCGUACAGCUUCCCCGUCUCGUUCCCGACGAUGAUGAUGCCCACGUCGGGGCCGCCGGCCGCUGCCACGGUGACGAAGAGCCUCGUCGUUGCCACGGCCAAAUUCCCCUUCUCGAUCCCUGUGGAGAAUCUCCCUCCCCAUUCCACUCCCGCUCCCCCUUUCGCGGGGGUUUCGAACGGGACGACUCAGGAGGAGGAGGAGGAGGCGGUCGAGGACGUCACGGUGGUGCCGGGGCCGGGCCCGGGGCCGCUUUCUGCUGCCCUGUCGAACACCAAUCCCGCCGCGGCGGCGGCGGUGACGGCGACGGCGAUGAUUCAGAGCGUCAAAUCUGGCGCUGCGUCAUCUGCGUCUUCUUCUUUUCUUUCUUCUCCUUCGGGGAGAUCAUCGCGGGUAUUCUCCUGGGGAUGGGUUCUGGCGCGAGGCUGGGCGUCGGCGUCGGCGUGGGUCACGGUGGUGGUGAUUGUUGUGGAGAUGGGUGCUUUGGGGCAUUAUUGA